Cephus cinctus (wheat stem sawfly) is the source of this 1178-nucleotide messenger RNA. RefSeq lists its product as uncharacterized. The record is from RefSeq and is a predicted model, not a curated record. Lineage: Eukaryota; Metazoa; Arthropoda; Insecta; Hymenoptera; Cephidae. The coding region runs from base 283 to 852 and encodes 189 amino acids. The transcript is spliced from 2 exons.
GUUAGCCUUGGGGGCCUUCAGAGUCACUUCAGGUCGUAACGGUGCAAUAUUUUUACGUAUAGUCUUCUUGAGAAUCUACGACUGUUUCAUUAGCUCUUGAAGCGCCUCGUAAAUUGGUUGCGGUCAGAGCGAAAGAGUAUUUCUUUGAACUUGUGUGAAUAAAAUCAAGCUGGUUAUAAUAAAAUUAAUCUCAAUAAACAAUCGGAUUCUAUAAAAAUUAGAGAUCAAAAGUGUCCGGUUAAGUUUCAUCUGACGAGAGAUACCGAAUAAUUAAAUUAAGACAUGAAGUGGAUAAUAUUUAGUUUUACGCUUUUAAUAUUUACAUUCCGGAUAUGGUGCCAAGACAUAGUUUUUCCAAAUGACGAAGAAAUGUCCCAUGUAAGUGGGAAUAAAGCGGAAAUAACAGAACGACUUCCUGUUAUGAUUCCUGGACGUUGUCCUGAAAACAUGCUACUGUAUCCUGGGGAUGGUCACGUCAGUGCUUGGAUAUGCGACUGCAGACCACGAUUUCUUUACUUUCCAUUGAAUAAUUCCUGUCACGAAGCUUAUAUGAGGGGACCCUGUCUUCCGAAAGAAUACGUUGUUCUGCCACUUGGUGAAUCGGUACCCAAGUGCGAGAAAAAUCCAUGCCUUGAGGAUGGUCUGGUGCAGUAUAAUAAUACUUGCUAUGGACUCAAGACCUCCGGUGGUCCUUGUGCACCAGAUGGUGUCUUGGGUGUGAAUGAAACUACAUUUGAAAUAGAAUGCAUACCCAAUGAGUUGGUACUUUUCAAUAUUAUUGAUGCACCGACUAAUCGGUGUCCUGCAGGAAGCCGUAGAAAUUCAUUGGGUGUCUGUAGAAAGAUGAUUUAAUGUAUACGUAUAAUUUAUAUAUUUCAUUGCCAUACUCAUUGGUACUGUUUUAUUACGAUUAAUAUUGCUCAAUAUUCUCACUUUAGAUUUUACCGUACAGAAUUGAAGAUUAGCUAAUCACAUUAUAUAUCACAGUAUAUGAUUGGUUAAUCUUCUUUAAAUACUAUACGGUGGAAACUGUCAAUGACAAGGAUCUGGUUAACAAUGUAUUUAAAAGUGCGCUCGAGCUUUAGGUUUUUAUAUUUACUUGAUAUGGUGUACACUGGCGCUUUUUUAAUUUUGUUACAAGAAUACUCCUAAUAUUAAACGCUUAUCAUUUAGGUUAA